AUGAACUCCAUGGAUUCAUCGCAAACUGAUGAGCUGGUACAUGUACUAACAACAGGGAUGGAAAUGGAAGGCUUUGUAGAAAAGAAUCCAAACUCGUUUCAGACAUAUGAUUGUAGUCUUAUUUCAAGGUUUUUCAACGACGAACCAGAUCCGAAAUCAAUCGAAGAAUAUCUACGAGAUUCUUCUACUGUUGACAACUUUGGUUCCGGGUUGGAUCAAUCUGAAUCCAACAAUGGAACUCGUUCUACAGGUACUGAGUUAAGUGGUGAGUCUUCCAAAGACAUUGUUGCGGUGGAUCCUGAUAGUUCUGAAUAUACUACUGCUAAAAAAACUUCAAAAUACAAAGGGGUUUCAAGGCACAGAUGGACGGGUAAAUUUGAAGCACAUCUAUGGGAUAACAACGGUAAACAAGAGGGUCGUGCCAGGAAAGGCCGUCAAGGUGGGUUUGACGAUGAAGAAAAUGCAGGAAGGGCUUAUGAUUUGGCAGCAUUGAAGUACUGGGGACCAACAGCUACCACAAACUUUCCUGUUUCUGAUUAUGCUAAGGAAUUGGAGGAGAUGAAACAUGAAGGAAAGCGAGAAUUUAUUACUAAACUGCGAAGGAAAAGCAAUGGUUUUGCUAGGGGAACUUCCAAAUAUAGGGGAGUCACAAGGCACCACUACCAUGGUAAGUGGCAGGCAAGAAUCGGACGAGUUUCCGGAAACAAAGAUCUAUACUUGGGAACAUUCGAAGCCGAAGAGGAAGCCGCAGAGGCUUACGAUAUUGCAGCUCUAAAAUAUAGAGGUGCAAAUGCUGUAACAAAUUUUGAGGCGAGUCGAUAUGAUAUGGAAGCUAUAUUGAAGAAUCCUCUUCCAAUUGCUCGAGCAACAAAACGCUUAAGACGUUCUCGAGAAUCAAAAAAGAAUGCUCCUGUGAUUAGUAAUGAUCAACCUCAAUGCACAAAUCUGAAUAGCAGCAACUUUCAGUCAAUUGCUUCAUUACCCUAUGAUCCUUUCCACCAUUUUCAUCCUCCCACCAAUACAGAAAUUGGCACAGUACAGUCUGCUGAAACUGCAACCAAUGCAGGCACAAUACUCACAGGCAAUGCCACCAGAUUCUGA
Molecule: messenger RNA, 1101 nt
Organism: Lathyrus sativus (Indian pea)
Lineage: Eukaryota; Viridiplantae; Streptophyta; Magnoliopsida; Fabales; Fabaceae
Source: the annotation of a GenBank genome assembly